ACUGAGAAGAAAAGCAAGCAGAGGUCUAUGAUCUCAUGGGAAACACCAAUUUUGAACUUCUGAUACAGAAACAUGGCCGAAUCAAGAGACCAUGUGGGAAACUUCCUGGAGGAAUUCAGGGAGCAAAUCAUCGCUGGGGUGAGAUCGAGCGGUGCCAUCGUAGAGGCCUGGAUCUCACAGCAGCUAAACCCACAAGAGGAAACGACCACCAUCACUGAAGCUCAGACAUCACAGGAUCAGAUGAGGGCUCUGCUGGACGCUGUAGAGCAAGGGACACCACAAGCCAAAGCCGACUUGUACCAGAUACUAACACUGGAAGAACCCGAACUCAUGGCUGAAUUAGAGCAAAGACACGGAAACACAAAGAUGACACAAACAGAGCAGGAUCAGAUAAUGGGAGAUACUGAGCAAUCUGGAGACAAAGGAUCAAAAGCUGACAUAAAAACAAAGAAAGACAGUAUUCAAAGACGAAGACAAAAAACUAUGCAAGCAAUAGAAGAGAUUGAACGAUUCUGGGAAGGGACACAAAGAGAAAGAGAAGAAAUGGACCACAUGAAGGUAAAGAUAGAUCAACAACAGGAAGACAUUAACAGACUGAUGGCUGAAAAACACGAGCAGUGCUUCUUGAUAGACAGACUGAAAUCAGAGAUACAGAAGGCCACAAAAAAACUUGAAGAGACUAAAGAAGAAAUCAGUGAAGAAAAAGAGCAAAUUCAACAAAUGUGGGCCGAUAUACAGAGAGAAAAAGACACUCUGGAAAAGAGGCGCGAUGAGCUAAUCAGUGAGCAACACAAAAUAGAAGCGAUCAAGUGUGAAGAGCUAAAAGCACAUCAAAAUAAGGAAUCCAAGGAGCAGAUAAAACAAGAACAAAAGAGAAUAGAGAGGUUGACAGCUGAUAUUCAAAUCCAAAUGCAAGAAAAUAAGAAAAAACUGAGAAGCGCAAAUGAGGCAAAAGACCAAAUGCAAAAAAUGAUGGCAGACAUACAACAGGAGUUGGAGAGAAACAAAGAGGGCAUUACAAGACAGAAAGUGCAAAUUGAGCAUAUCAAACAUUAUUUAAACACAAAUAUCAAAAAGCUGGAGGAAAGAUGGACUGGAACUGACAGAGAAGAUGAGGAAAUGCAGAAAGCCGGGACCCAAAAAGAGAGAAAAGAGGUUAUAAGUUUGCAAGCUGAGAUUGAGAGAACCAAAGAAAAGGCUUCCAUCAGCAGGGUGGAGGUAAUACAAGAAAAGGAAAGUACAGAAAAAGAGCAACAAGAAAAAGAAACCAUAGAGAUGACAAAGGACAAAGAUCCUUAUGAAAGGGUGAAAAAUGAUUUAAGCACAGUGAAAGAAGAGAUGGAGACACUUUGGAGUUUGUUGGAGGAGUGUGAACAAGAACAUGAAGUGAGACUGAGUGGAGAAACAGAAGAGUUCAAGGCAGAAAAAGGCAGCAUGGAGAUUUCUGUGAGCGAAAUCAAAAAGCUGCAACAGAUAAAAGAUGAUGUGCUGAGACAAAAAGAAGACCUCGAGGACAAGAUUGCAAAGGCGAAAUCUGAAAGGGAAGAGAUAGAAAGAGUAAAAAGUGAAAUACAAGCACAAAGAGAAGAAAUAAAAAGAGACAGGCAACUGGUAAAAGCAGAGAUUGACGAAAUUAACUGCAUGAAGGAGACUAUUGAGAGGCAAAAGCAGGAGCUUGAUGACAAGUUACAUAAGACGAAGAAAGAGAUACGAGAGAUGGAGGUGUUGAAUGCAGAGAUUGAAAUAAAGAAAAAGGACCUGGAGAAGAGAAUCAGACUGAGCAUGAGAAAAAAAGAAGAGAUCAACAAGAUGAAGGAGGAGAUCGAGCGAGCUAGACAAGAACAAGAAGAAUCACAACGAAUGACUGUUGAGAAAGCAAGAAGUGACACAGAGAUGUCAAGGGAGAUUAACAUGCAGGACAGUUUUAGUGAGGAUGAUGAGAGUCAGGAUAUAAUUUCUGAAAUUCAGGGAAGACUUCAAGAGGUUGACACAACCAGAGAAAUGAUGCAACACACACUAGAAGGCAUGGAGUUUCAACUGGAGGAGGGCAACAUGGAGAUGAGUGACAGAGACAGAGUGAGUGCUGAAAUCCAUAGAUUGACUCUUGAGGUGGAGGAAAUCAGAAAGGUGUUGAAGAUGGUGAAAGAAGAUGCAGAGCAAAGUCAAAGAGACUUUACGGAAGAAAAGAGUCAAAUCAAAUGGAUGAAUUUUAAGGCACAGAAAAAGCACAGAGAGCUUGACCAAAGGCUGGAGAAGACCAUGCAAGAGAGAGAUAAAUUAGAAAUUAUGAAGAUAAAGAUGCAACGGCAAAGGGAGGAGCUUGAACAGAAAAUGGAAGAGAUACGGUCUCAAAUUCAGAAUGUGGAUGAGAUGAAAGCUGACAUAGAAAAGGCUGCUGCAGAGAUAGACAACACUAAGGAAGAGAUGCAUCAGGUCCAAAGGAAGCUGGAGGAGGACAAAGAGAAAGUAAGAGCAGACAUGGAUCAGCUGAAUUCAAUGAAAGCUGAGCUCAGCAGAUGGAUACUGAUGGAAAAUGCAACCAAAGAGGCUAUUACAGUAAGUAAAGCCAUUACUCAUGAAUCACAGAAAGAGACAGAUGACCUCCUCAAAGAUGAAACAUCUCCAACUCCAACACUGCAAGAAGAACUGAAAUCUUUCACAGUGGGGAUAAAAGAAGAACAAAAUCUUUUAUUACAACUGCAGACAGAGAUUCAUGAAGAUCAGACUGAAAUGGAGAUAACUACAAGGGAAAAGAAAGAAAUAGAAAACCAGAUAUCCAUGCUCAAGGAAAAAGAGGAGAGAAUAAAGGUGCAAAUAACGCAGGCUAUGGAUAACAUGGAACAAAAAAAUCAAGAGAUUGAAAGACUCAUUUUAGAAAUAAAUGACCUACAGAGCCAGAAACGAGGGGUUGAAAUGGAUUUGAAAAUUACAAAGACUGAAAUACAGAAAAGAAAGGAUGAAAUUAUAAGCCUCCAUGACAAAACAGAAAGAGAAAAAAGAAAUACAAGGGCGGAGAGAGAAGAGCUGGAGCUAUUGAGGAAGGCGCUAAACCACAAGAAAGAAGAUAUUGAAGCUACUAUGGACAGUAUCAAUGGAGAGAAAGAAUAUCUCAAGCAAAUUAAAGCUGACAUUGAUAGAGACAGAGAAAUGCUUGGAGAUGAAAAGGACAGACUGGAGAUAGACUGGUCCAACCUGAGAAUGAGAGAGGAGGAGCUCCUCACAAAAAUGACAGCCAUUGAAAAUUUGAGGGCAAAACUCAAACAGCUGAAUGAUAAGUCACGUGAAGACAUUAGAACAAAAAUGGACAGAUUGCAACAGAAAAAUGAAGCCAUAGACACACUCUGCAUUACACUGAAGGAAAAGCAUGUUCAACUUGAUGAGGAGAAAGAAAAGAUGGAUGCUUAUGUUGAGAUGAUUGAGAGAGAAAAGGAAGGACUGAUGAGAAUGAGGUCAGACAUGCUCAUACAACAACAAGUAAUGGAAAAUGAAGUCAACCAAAAGCUGGUGAUGGAAAAACAAGAUCUUGAAAAACACAAGAUGGAAAUGAAGAAAGAGAAAGAAGAGCUUGAGCAGCUCAGAGAGAUGAUCAACCAAGACAAAUUGGGCCUGGAUUUGAUGAGGUCGGACACCCAGAAACAAAUGGACAUCUUACAACAAGAAAAACAAGAAAUGAAGGAAGAUAAAGAGAAGCUUGAGUUGACAAAGACUGAGCUACAACACAAGAAAGAAAACAUUGAUAGCAGCCUAGACGAAAUGAACAGAGAGAAAAAUAACAUUAAAGACUUGGCAAACCAAGUUCAGAAAGAAAAAGAAGAACUUGACAAUGUCAUCACCAUUAGUGCUAUGAAACAAAAAGAAUUAGACCUCAAGGAUGAAGACAUCAAAAGACAGGCACAAGACUUGCAAAAGAGCCGUGACACCAUGCUGGCAGAAAAAGAAGAGCUGGAACUUUUCAGGAAGGAUCUCCACCAGAAGAAAGAAGACAUUGAAGCUACCUUGGAAGGUAUCGAUGGAGAGAAAGAAUAUCUCAAGCAAAUUAAGGCUGACAUUGAUAGAGACAGAGAAAUUCUUGGAGAUGAAAAGGACAGACUGGAGAUAGACUGGUCCAACCUGAGAAUGAGAGAGGAGGAGCUCUUCACAAAAAUGACAGCCAUUGAAAAUUUGAGGGCAAAACUCAAACAGCUGAAUGAUAGGUCACGUGAAGACAUUAGAACAAAAAUGGACAGAUUGCAACAGAAAAAUGAAGCCAUAGACACACUCUGCAUUACAUUGAAGGAAAAGCAUGUUCAACUUGAUGAGGAGAAAGAAAAGAUGGAUGCUUAUGUUGAGAUGAUUGAGAGAGAAAAGGAAGGACUGAUGAGAAUGAGGUCAGACAUGCUCAUACAACAACAAGUAAUGGAAAAUGAAGUCAACCAAAAGCUGGUGAUGGAAAAACAAGAUCUUGAAAAACACAAGAUGGAAAUGAAGAAAGAGAAAGAAGAGCUUGAGCAGCUCAGAGAGAUGAUCAACCAAGACAAAUUGGGCCUGGAUUUGAUGAGGUCGGACACCCAGAAACAAAUGGACAUCUUACAACAAGAAAAACAAGAAAUGAAGGAAGAUAAAGAGAAGCUUGAGUUGACAAAGACUGAGCUACAACACAAGAAAGAAAACAUUGAUAGCAGCCUAGAUGAAAUGAACAGAGAGAAAAGUAACAUUAAAGACUUGGCAAACCAAGUUCAGAAGGAAAAAGAAGAACUUGACAAUGUCAUCACCAUUAGUGCUAUGAAACAAAAAGAAUUAGACCUCAAGGAUGAAGACAUCAAAAGACAGGCACAAGACUUGCAAAAGAGCCGUGACACCAUGCUGGCAGAAAGAGAAGAGCUGGAACUUUUCAGGAAGGAUCUCCACCAGAAGAAAGAAGACAUUGAAGCUACCUUGGAAGGUAUCGAUGGAGAGAAAGAAUAUCUCAAGCAAAUUAAGGCUGACAUUGAUAGAGACAGAGAAAUUCUUGGAGAUGAAAAGGACAGACUGGAGAUAGACUGGUCCAACCUGAGAAUGAGAGAGGAGGAGCUCCUCACAAAAAUGACAGCCAUUGAAAAUUUGAGGGCAAAACUCAAACAGCUGAAUGAUAGGUCACGUGAAGACAUUAGAACAAAAAUGGACAGAUUGCAACAGAAAAAUGAAGCCAUAGACACACUCUGCAUUACACUGAAGGAAAAGCAUGUUCAACUUGAUGAGGAGAAAGAAAAGAUGGACGCUUAUGUUGAGAUGAUUGAGAGAGAAAAGGAAGGACUGAUGAGAAUGAGGUCAGACAUGCUCAAACAACAACAAGUAAUGGAAAAUGAAAUCAAUAAAAAGCUGGUGAUGGAGAAACAAGAUCUUGAAAAACACAAGAUGGAAAUGAAGAAAGAGAAAGAAGAGCUUGAGCAGCUCAGGGAGAUGAUCAACAAAGACAAAUCGGGCCUGGAUUUGAUGAGGUCAGACACUCAGAAAGAAAUGGACAUCUUACAACAAGAACAACAGGACAUGAAGGAAGAAAAAGAGGGGCUUGAAAUGACAAAGACUGAGCAGCAGCACGAGAAAGAAAACAUUGAUAGCAGCCUAGACGAAAUGAACAGAGAGAAAAAUAACAUUAAAGACUUGGCAAACCAAGUUCAGAAGGAAAAAGAAGAACUUGACAAUGUCAUCACCAUUAGUGCUAUGAAACAAAAAGAAUUAGACCUCAUGUAUGAAGACAUCAAAAGACAGGCACAAGACUUGCAAAAGAGCCGUGACACCAUACUGGCAGAAAGAGAAGAGCUGGAACUUUUCAGGAAGGAUCUCCACCAGAAGAAAGAAGACAUUGAAGCUACCUUGGAAGGUAUCGAUGGAGAGAAAGAAUAUCUCAAGCAAAUUAAGGCUGACAUUGAUAGAGACAGAGAAAUUCUUGGAGAUGAAAAGGACAGACUGGAGAUAGACUGGUCCAAUCUGAGAAUGAGAGAGGAGGAGCUCCUCACAAAAAUGACAGCCAUUGAAAAUUUGAGGGCAAAACUCAAACAGCUGAAUGAUAGGUCACGUGAAGACAUUAGAACAAAAAUGGACAGAUUGCAACAGAAAAAUGAAGCCAUAGACACACUCUGCAUUACACUGAAGGAAAAGCAUGUUCAACUUGAUGAGGAGAAAGAAAAGAUGGACGCUUAUGUUGAGAUGAUUGAGAGAGAAAAGGAAGGACUGAUGAGAAUGAGGUCAGACAUGCUCAUACAACAACAAGUAAUGGAAAAUGAAGUCAACCAAAAGCUGGUGAUGGAAAAACAAGAUCUUGAAAAACACAAGAUGGAAAUGAAGAAAGAGAAAGAAGAGCUUGAGCAGCUCAGAGAGAUGAUCAACCAAGACAAAUUGGGCCUGGAUUUGAUGAGGUCGGACACCCAGAAACAAAUGGACAUCUUACAACAAGAAAAACAAGAAAUGAAGGAAGAUAAAGAGAAGCUUGAGUUGACAAAGACUGAGCUACAACACAAGAAAGAAAACAUUGAUAGCAGCCUAGACGAAAUGAACAGAGAGAAAAAUAACAUUAAAGACUUGGCAAACCAAGUUCAGAAGGAAAAAGAAGAACUUGACAAUGUCAUCACCAUUAGUGCUAUGAAACAAAAAGAAUUAGACCUCAAGGAUGAAGACAUCAAAAGACAGGCACAAGACUUGCAAAAGAGCCGUGACACCAUGCUGGCAGAAAGAGAAGAGCUGGAACUUUUCAGGAAGGAUCUCCACCAGAAGAAAGAAGACAUUGAAGCUACCUUGGAAGGUAUCGAUGGAGAGAAAGAAUAUCUCAAGCAAAUUAAGGCUGACAUUGAUAGAGACAGAGAAAUUCUUGGAGAUGAAAAGGACAGACUGGAGAUAGACUGGUCCAACCUGAGAAUGAGAGAGGAGGAGCUCCUCACAAAAAUGACAGCCAUUGAAAAUUUGAGGGCAAAACUCAAACAGCUGAAUGAUAGGUCACGUGAAGACAUUAGAACAAAAAUGGACAGAUUGCAACAGAAAAAUGAAGCCAUAGACACACUCUGCAUUACACUGAAGGAAAAGCAUGUUCAACUUGAUGAGGAGAAAGAAAAGAUGGACGCUUAUGUUGAGAUGAUUGAGAGAGAAAAGGAAGGACUGAUGAGAAUGAGGUCAGACAUGCUCAUACAACAACAGGUAAUGGAAAAUGAAGUCAACCAAAAGCUGGUGAUGGAAAAACAAGAUCUUGAAAAACACAAGAUGGAAAUGAAGAAAGAGAAAGAAGAGCUUGAGCAGCUCAGAGAGAUGAUCAACCAAGACAAAUUGGGCCUGGAUUUGAUGAGGUCGGACACCCAGAAACAAAUGGACAUCUUACAACAAGAAAAACAAGAAAUGAAGGAAGAUAAAGAGAAGCUUGAGUUGACAAAGACUGAGCUACAACACAAGAAAGAAAACAUUGAUAGCAGCCUAGACGAAAUGAACAGAGAGAAAAAUAACAUUAAAGACUUGGCAAACCAAGUUCAGAAGGAAAAAGAAGAACUUGACAAUGUCAUCACCAUUAGUGCUAUGAAACAAAAAGAAUUAGACCUCAAGGAUGAAGACAUCAAAAGACAGGCACAAGACUUGCAAAAGAGCCGUGACACCAUGCUGGCAGAAAGAGAAGAGCUGGAACUUUUCAGGAAGGAUCUCCACCAGAAGAAAGAAGACAUUGAAGCUACCUUGGAAGGUAUCGAUGGAGAGAAAGAAUAUCUCAAGCAAAUUAAGGCUGACAUUGAUAGAGACAGAGAAAUUCUUGGAGAUGAAAAGGACAGACUGGAGAUAGACUGGUCCAACCUGAGAAUGAGAGAGGAGGAGCUCCUCACAAAAAUGACAGCCAUUGAAAAUUUGAGGGCAAAACUCAAACAGCUGAAUGAUAGGUCACGUGAAGACAUUAGAACAAAAAUGGACAGAUUGCAACAGAAAAAUGAAGCCAUAGACACACUCUGCAUUACACUGAAGGAAAAGCAUGUUCAACUUGAUGAGGAGAAAGAAAAGAUGGAUGCUUAUGUUGAGAUGAUUGAGAGAGAAAAGGAAGGACUGAUGAGAAUGAGGUCAGACAUGCUCAUACAACAACAAGUAAUGGAAAAUGAAGUCAACCAAAAGCUGGUGAUGGAAAAACAAGAUCUUGAAAAACACAAGAUGGAAAUGAAGAAAGAGAAAGAAGAGCUUGAGCAGCUCAGAGAGAUGAUCAACCAAGACAAAUUGGGCCUGGAUUUGAUGAGGUCGGACACCCAGAAACAAAUGGACAUCUUACAACAAGAAAAACAAGAAAUGAAGGAAGAUAAAGAGAAGCUUGAGUUGACAAAGACUGAGCUACAACACAAGAAAGAAAACAUUGAUAGCAGCCUAGACGAAAUGAACAGAGAGAAAAAUAACAUUAAAGACUUGGCAAACCAAGUUCAGAAGGAAAAAGAAGAACUUGACAAUGUCAUCACCAUUAGUGCUAUGAAACAAAAAGAAUUAGACCUCAAGGAUGAAGACAUCAAAAGACAGGCACAAGACUUGCAAAAGAGCCGUGACACCAUGCUGGCAGAAAGAGAAGAGCUGGAACUUUUCAGGAAGGAUCUCCACCAGAAGAAAGAAGACAUUGAAGCUACCUUGGAAGGUAUCGAUGGAGAGAAAGAAUAUCUCAAGCAAAUUAAGGCUGACAUUGAUAGAGACAGAGAAAUUCUUGGAGAUGAAAAGGACAGACUGGAGAUAGACUGGUCCAACCUGAGAAUGAGAGAGGAGGAGCUCCUCACAAAAAUGACAGCCAUUGAAAAUUUGAGGGCAAAACUCAAACAGCUGAAUGAUAGGUCACGUGAAGACAUUAGAACAAAAAUGGACAGAUUGCAACAGAAAAAUGAAGCCAUAGACACACUCUGCAUUACACUGAAGGAAAAGCAUGUUCAACUUGAUGAGGAGAAAGAAAAGAUGGACGCUUAUGUUGAGAUGAUUGAGAGAGAAAAGGAAGGACUGAUGAGAAUGAGGUCAGACAUGCUCAUACAACAACAGGUAAUGGAAAAUGAAGUCAACCAAAAGCUGGUGAUGGAAAAACAAGAUCUUGAAAAACACAAGAUGGAAAUGAAGAAAGAGAAAGAAGAGCUUGAGCAGCUCAGAGAGAUGAUCAACCAAGACAAAUUGGGCCUGGAUUUGAUGAGGUCGGACACCCAGAAACAAAUGGACAUCUUACAACAAGAAAAACAAGAAAUGAAGGAAGAUAAAGAGAAGCUUGAGUUGACAAAGACUGAGCUACAACACAAGAAAGAAAACAUUGAUAGCAGCCUAGACGAAAUGAACAGAGAGAAAAAUAACAUUAAAGACUUGGCAAACCAAGUUCAGAAGGAAAAAGAAGAACUUGACAAUGUCAUCACCAUUAGUGCUAUGAAACAAAAAGAAUUAGACCUCAAGGAUGAAGACAUCAAAAGACAGGCACAAGACUUGCAAAAGAGCCGUGACACCAUGCUGGCAGAAAGAGAAGAGCUGGAACUUUUCAGGAAGGAUCUCCACCAGAAGAAAGAAGACAUUGAAGCUACCUUGGAAGGUAUCGAUGGAGAGAAAGAAUAUCUCAAGCAAAUUAAGGCUGACAUUGAUAGAGACAGAGAAAUUCUUGGAGAUGAAAAGGACAGACUGGAGAUAGACUGGUCCAACCUGAGAAUGAGAGAGGAGGAGCUCCUCACAAAAAUGACAGCCAUUGAAAAUUUGAGGGCAAAACUCAAACAGCUGAAUGAUAGGUCACGUGAAGACAUUAGAACAAAAAUGGACAGAUUGCAACAGAAAAAUGAAGCCAUAGACACACUCUGCAUUACACUGAAGGAAAAGCAUGUUCAACUUGAUGAGGAGAAAGAAAAGAUGGACGCUUAUGUUGAGAUGAUUGAGAGAGAAAAGGAAGGACUGAUGAGAAUGAGGUCAGACAUGCUCAUACAACAACAGGUAAUGGAAAAUGAAGUCAACCAAAAGCUGGUGAUGGAAAAACAAGAUCUUGAAAAACACAAGAUGGAAAUGAAGAAAGAGAAAGAAGAGCUUGAGCAGCUCAGAGAGAUGAUCAACCAAGACAAAUUGGGCCUGGAUUUGAUGAGGUCAGACCCCCAGAAACAAAUGGACAUUUCACAACAAGAAAAACAAGACAUGAAGGAAGAUACAGAAAAGCUUGAAAUGACAAAGACUGAGCAGCAACACGAGAAAGAAAAAACUGAUGACGUCCUUGAUGUAAUUACCAGAAAGAAAAGAGACUUUAAAGAUGUAGCAAUCCAAGUUCAAGAAGACAAAGAAGAGUUUUGCGAUGUCUUGGACUUUACUGCUUUAAACCAAAGAGAAUUAGACCUCAAGGAUGAAGACAUCAAAAGACAGGCACAAGACUUGCAAAAGAGCCGUGACGCCAUACUGGCAGACAGAGAAGAGCUGGAACUUUUCAGGAAGGAUCUCCACCAGAAGAAAGAAGACAUUGACGCUACCUUGGAAGGUAUCGAUGGAGAGAAAGAAUAUCUCAAGCAAAUUAAGGCUGACAUUGAUAGAGACAGAGAAAUUCUUGGAGAUGAAAAGGACAGACUGGAGAUAGACUGGUCCAAUCUGAGAAUGAGAGAGGAGGAGCUCCUCACAAAAAUGACAGCCAUUGAAAAUUUGAGGGCAAAACUCAAACAGCUGAAUGAUAGGUCACGUGAAGACAUUAGAACAAAAAUGGACAGAUUGCAACAGAAAAAUGAAGCCAUAGACACACUCUGCAUUACAUUGAAGGAAAAUCAUGUUCAACUUGAUGAGGAGAAAGAAAAGAUGGACGCUUAUGUUGAGAUGAUUGAGAGAGAAAAGGAAGGACUGAUGAGAAUGAGGUCAGACAUGCUCAUACAACAACAGGUAAUGGAAAAUGAAGUCAACCAAAAGCUGGUGAUGGAAAAACAAGAUCUUGAAAAACACAAGAUGGAAAUGAAGAAACAGAAAGAAGAGCUUGAGCAGCUCAGAGAGAUGAUCAACCAAGACAAAUUGGGCCUGGAUUUGAUGAGGUCAGACCCCCAGAAACAAAUGGACAUUUCACAACAAGAAAAACAAGACAUGAAGGAAGAUACAGAAAAGCUUGAAAUGACAAAGACUGAGCAGCAACACGAGAAAGAAAAAACUGAUGACGUCCUUGAUGUAAUUACCAGAAAGAAAAGAGACUUUAAAGAUGUAGCAAUCCAAGUUCAAGAAGACAAAGAAGAGUUUUGCGAUGUCUUGGACUUUACUGCUUUAAACCAAAGAGAAUUAGACCUCAAGGAUGAAGACAUCAAAAGACAGGCACAAGACUUGCAAAAGAGCCGUGACGCCAUACUGGCAGACAGAGAAGAGCUGGAACUUUUCAGGAAGGAUCUCCACCAGAAAAAAGAAGACAUUGAAGCUACCUUGGAAAGUAUCAAUGGAGAGAAAGAAUAUCUCAAGCAAAUUAAGGCUGACAUUGAUAGAGACAGAGAAAUGCUUGGAGAUGAAAAGGACAGACUGGAGAUAGACUGGUCCGACCUGAGAAUGAGAGAGGAGGAGCUCCUCACAAAAAUGACAGCCAUUGAAAAUUUGAGGGCAAAACUCAAACAGCUGAAUGAUAGGUCACGUGAAGACAUUAGAACAAAAAUGGACAGAUUGCAACAGAAAAAUGAAGCCAUAGAAAAACUCUGCACUACACUGACGGAAAAGCAUGUUCAACUUGAUGAGGAGAAAGAAAAGAUGGAUGUUUAUGUUGAGAUGAUUGAGAGAGAAAAGGAAGGACUGAUGAGAAUGAGGUCAGACAUGCUCAUACAACAACAGGUAAUGGAAAAUGAAGUCAACCAAAAGCUGGUGAUGGAAAAACAAGAUCUUGAAAAACACAAGAUGGAAAUGAAGAAAGAGAAAGAAGAGCUUGAGCAGCUCAGAGAGAUGAUCAACCAAGACAAAUUGGGCCUGGAUUUGAUGAGGUCGGACACCCAGAAACAAAUGGACAUCUUACAACAAGAAAAACAAGAAAUGAAGGAAGAUAAAGAGAAGCUUGAGUUGACAAAGACUGAGCUACAACACAAGAAAGAAAACAUUGAUAGCAGCCUAGACGAAAUGAACAGAGAGAAAAAUAACAUUAAAGACUUGGCAAACCAAGUUCAGAAGGAAAAAGAAGAACUUGACAAUGUCAUCACCAUUAGUGCUAUGAAACAAAAAGAAUUAGACCUCAAGGAUGAAGACAUCAAAAGACAGGCACAAGACUUGCAAAAGAGCCGUGACACCAUACUGGCAGACAGAGAAGAGCUGGAACUUUUCAGGAAGGAUCUCCACCAGAAAAAAGAAGACAUUGAAGCUACCUUGGAAAGUAUCAAUGGAGAGAAAGAAUAUCUCAAGCAAAUUAAGGCUGACAUUGAUAGAGACAGAGAAAUGCUUGGAGAUGAAAAGGACAGACUGGAGAUAGACUGGUCCGACCUGAGAAUGAGAGAGGAGGAGCUCCUCACAAAAAUGACAGCCAUUGAAAAUUUGAGGGCAAAACUCAAACAGCUGAAUGAUAGGUCACGUGAAGACAUUAGAACAAAAAUGGACAGAUUACAACAGAAAAAUGAAGCCAUAGAAAAACUCUGCACUACACUGAAGGAAAAGCAUGUUCAACUUGAUGAGGAGAAAGAAAAGAUGGAUGCUUUUGUUGAAAUGAUUGGGAGAGAAAAGGAAGGACUGAUGAGAAUGAGGUCAGACAUGCUCAUACAACAACAGGUAAUGGAAAAUGAAGUCAACCAAAAGCUGGUGAUUGAAAAACAAGAUCUUGAAAAACACAAGAUGGAAAUGAAGAAAGAGAAAGAAGAGCUUGAGCAGCUCAGAGAGAUGAUCAACCAAGACAAAUUGGGCCUGGAUUUGAUGAGGUCGGACACCCAGAAACAAAUGGACAUCUUACAACAAGAAAAACAAGACAUGAAAGAAGAUACAGAAAAGCUUGAAAUGACAAAGACUGAGCUAGCAACACAAGAAAGAAAACAUUGAUAGCAGCCUAGACGAAUGACCAG
Messenger RNA from Myripristis murdjan (pinecone soldierfish), 12941 nucleotides. Its product is annotated as golgin subfamily B member 1-like. Bases 73 to 12918 code for a protein of 4281 amino acids. Gene Ontology annotation, biological process: regulation of apoptotic process. NCBI's taxonomy places the organism in Eukaryota, Metazoa, Chordata, Actinopteri, Holocentriformes, Holocentridae. The transcript has 7 exons. The record is from RefSeq and is a predicted model, not a curated record.